CCUUGAAUAUGGGCACGAAAUCCUCUCCAAUAUUCUCAUUACAUAUUUUAUUGCGGGGGUAGAGUAUGGGGUGGCAAUCGCUCAUGCAGUAGUGGGAACAAUCACUCGCGUUCAUUAUUUUAUUUAUAACUGGGAAAUUCAUUCGACAUGCACUCCGCCCGUGCUUUGCUGACCGGCCUGACUCGCCGCAUCCAAAAGCGACAAUUAUUGGAGGGUCGAAGACUCGUGAAGGAUCAGAUCAGGAGGCUGAACGUGCACGAGCACGUGGCGUACAGCCUUUUGAAUCAAGCAGGAAUCCCUACCCCACCCUUCAAAGUUGCAAAAACCCCAGAAGAAGCUGCAGAACACGCGACAUGUCUCGACUCCAGAGAUAUCGUAUUGAAGGCUCAGGUUUUAACCGGUGGCAGAGGAAAAGGAACUUUCAAGGGAAAAGAUAUCGGUGGAGUCGUCCUGUGUGACACGCCCGAGCAGGCAUGCGUGAACGCGGAAAAAAUGAUCGGAGAAUAUCUCGUGACGAAGCAAUCAGGGCCCGAGGGAAAAAUUUGCAACACAGUGAUGAUAACGACCCGGAUGUUUCCCCGGAAGGAAUUCUACCUCGCUGUGAUGAUGGAACGAUCAUUUGGCGGGCCGGCAGUCAUAAUAUCGACAGAAGGCGGUGUUAACAUUGAAGAUACAGCUGCAAGUCGUCCGGAUGCCAUCGCAUAUUUUCCCAUCGAUAUUGACAAGGGAAUCUGUCCAGAUGAGGCCCAAAAAAUCGCCGAUAAAUUGGGACUGGAGGAGAAAGGGGGAAAAGCUAUUGCGGAGAUCAUUAUCAAUCUCUACAAACUUUUUAUCGAAAAAGAUGCUCUUCUUCUGGAGAUCAAUCCAUUGGUCGAGGAUAUCUGCGGUGAUUAUUAUGCGUUGGAUUGCAAAUGUAAUUUCGACGACAGUGCGGAAUUCCGUCAGAAGGAGUUAUUUGAGCUGCGAGACUGGACCCAGAAAGAUCCUAGGGAAUCUCAGGCGGAGAAAUUUAAUUUGAAUUAUAUUCCAUUGGACGGAAAUAUUGCGUGCAUGGUGAAUGGCGCGGGUUUAGCAAUGGCUACGAUGGAUAUUAUAAAACUCAAUGGGGGAGAGCCUGCGAAUUUUCUGGAUGUGGGGGGUGGGGCUAGUGCAGAAACCGUCAAGGAAGCCUUCAAGAUCAUCUCCAGUGAUCCCAAAGUUGAUGCGAUAUUCGUUAAUAUUUUUGGAGGCAUCAUGAGGUGCGAUGUGAUUGCAGAGGGAAUUAUUAAAGCUGCUAAGGAGUUGGAUUUGAAAAUACCCGUGGUGUCGCGAUUGCAGGGGACGAAGGUGGAGGAGGCUAGAAAGCUAAUUCAAGAUGCUCAAUUGAAGAUCAUCCCAAUGGAUGACAUGUCAGAGGCUGCUGAGACAUCUGUGAAGGUCGCUAAAAUGGUGCAGCUAGCGAGAUCCAUGAAUCUCGAUAUCAACAUCACCUUAAAGACAGAUAAAAAAGAAAAUGGGGGCUGUGAUAAGAAUCGCUCAAGGUGUUUCACAAAAUGCUGACGAUGACGCUUCAAUGACAUCACACCUCGAUAUUGACCUAUUCUUCAACCAGAAAGACAAACAUUUCAAUUUUUUUUGUCGCUCGAAAUUCCGUGUAAUGGUUCAUCAAAAAAUAAAUAUAUUUUGUACUACCAAA
Molecule: messenger RNA, 1675 nt
Organism: Fopius arisanus
Lineage: Eukaryota; Metazoa; Arthropoda; Insecta; Hymenoptera; Braconidae
Product: succinyl-CoA ligase [ADP-forming] subunit beta, mitochondrial
Exons: 7
Coding region: 148-1539 (463 amino acids)
Biological process (GO): succinyl-CoA metabolic process; tricarboxylic acid cycle
Cellular component (GO): mitochondrion; succinate-CoA ligase complex
Molecular function (GO): ATP binding; succinate-CoA ligase (ADP-forming) activity; metal ion binding
Source: RefSeq, a predicted model, not a curated record